Messenger RNA from Gadus morhua (Atlantic cod), 1919 nucleotides. Its product is annotated as complement factor H-related protein 1. NCBI's taxonomy places the organism in Eukaryota, Metazoa, Chordata, Actinopteri, Gadiformes, Gadidae. The transcript is spliced from 6 exons. The record is from RefSeq and is a predicted model, not a curated record. Bases 88 to 897 code for a protein of 269 amino acids.
CUUUCUGUUUACCAGUUUAGCAAUGAUUAACUGCUAUGCUUCUAUAAUAAUCCCUGGGCUAAACCAAAUCUGCAUUUUGAGCACUGAAUGGAAACCAAAAUGAGCUUCAGAGAUUUUGCUGUUGUUUUUCUGAUUUGGGUUCCUAUGGGCGUAAAUGCCUUAAGGUGCCCAGCUCCCACAUUGGAUCAUGGCUAUUUUCUCCCUGACAAAAAAUCAUAUGCAGAGAAUGAGGUUCUGUUUUAUGCUUGUGAUACUGAAUUUAAACCUGAUCAGGAGGAGUGGUGGGUGGCAACUACAUGUACGGCUGGCACAUGGAGCACUGUGCCUAAGUGUAUAGCAAAAGAUCAUUGCAUUUCUCUGAUAAUCACCCACGGUGAAAUCCAGGACAAGAGAGCAGACUAUGUGGCUGGGGACAUAAUCUCGAUAAAUUGCCAAGAAGGAUAUCACUCUGAACAUCCUCAACAAGUUUGUUCCGAUGGAAUGUGGGCCCCACAACCCAUCUGUAAAGAAAAUCAAUGUGGAGUUACACCGCAAAUACUGAAUGGUAAAGCCCAAGAGAGGGGGAAGGUGGUAACGUACUCAUGCAGCACCGGCUACGUGCUGGUGGGUGUUGCGACUGUGGCCUGCCUCAGCGAUGGACGAUGGUCUGAUCCUCCAGCUUGUGAAGCCAGGGGAGGAGGACGAGAUGAGACGACUACUUUGCCUAGGAGAGAGGAAGUGCCAAUUGAACGAUGUGGCGCCAUACCAGUAGUGCAGAAUGCAGAGCCGGAGAUAUUUGCCUGGAAUGUGCUCUACAGGUGUAAUCGGAGCUACAGAAUGAGAACUUCCCAUUCUCGGAUCUUCUGUUACACGGACGGACUUUGGACCACUCCACUUCCAGAGUGCACAUGGUGGUGACAGUGAGGAAUACUAGGAUCUACUAAUAGAGCUGUUCCUUACUGUGGAGGAGAAACAUGAAACUGUCAAAUUAUAAAGUUGUAAAUGACCUUGAAUAUUAAAUGGUCCCGUCUAUAAAGACCUUUUUAGAAAUCAAGACCAUCCAUAAAAUAAUCUACAUAUGAACUUGUUCUUGUCCUCAUUAGGUUGUAGCAAUUACGAAUGAGAAGUUUGAACCUUCUCAACUUAGCAACAUGUUUAGUUUGAAUUCAUUCUGCAUUGCAUCUAGUCCAAAACUGGCUUACUAAAGGACCCCAAUUUGUAAAUGGCUCUCAAAAGCUAUGCUUUAGUAAAAAUACAUCUUAUUCAACAUACAUUUUUUGGAAAAUGAAGAGCUUGAUAAAACCAUUGAGGCUUGUUGCAGGUGAAUGUAUGGAGAUCUUUUGGCUGUGGCCUUCACUUUGCUGUGUGACCUUGACUUGGCAGUAUGAUCUUCACUUGCCUAAAGUAAAAGUGGAAUGUGUUUUGUUUAAGGCUUGCUGUAGGUGAGGAUAUGAAGAAAAUUUGGCUGUGACCUCCACUUAAGUCUUUUGAAAGCCGUUUAUUAUCAAACAUAUUAAAAUACAAUGGUUACUAAGCAGUUUUAGUAUAUGCUACACCUGAACCUCCUAGGAUGGAGCAAUUUGAUUGGUUCGCUAUCUCGGGAAUAUUUGGCAAUAUCCCAUGAUUGAGAUCUGAAACUCGGGAUAUUGUGACGUUCGUCUCGUCACACAAACAAAACAAAAACUCUAAUAAAGUAAAAUAAUCCCGGCAAAAAGUGUUAUCUUGUUUAUUUUUGGAGUGUUCACGUGUAGUUUAUACAAAAACAAUUAUUCACCUCAGGCUCUGUGAAUAGUGGGGAAUAGCCCCACUUUUCACUUCGCCUUCAGCAAAUAAUUGUUAAAUGUUUGCCAUUUGCUAAACCCAUCAUAGAAAAUUAUGGGCGUGAUGAUGAAACGUAUGAUUACAUCUUUUUUAAAUUAUUAAAAUCCAGCCCAAAAAUA